AUGGAGAAGGGAUACAGCACGGUCACCUUCGACGGGACGCCCAGCUACGGUCACACGCCCUCGCACCACGCGGCACAGUUCCCCAAUCACUCCUUCAAGCACGAGGAUCCCAUGGGCCAACAGGGCUCGCUGGGUGAACAGCAGUACUCCGUGCCGCCCCCAGUCUACGGCUGCCACACGCCCACCGACAGCUGCACAGGCAGCCAGGCCCUGCUGCUGAGGACGCCCUACAGCAGUGACAAUUUAUACCAAAUGACCUCUCAACUUGAAUGCAUGACCUGGAAUCAGAUGAACUUAGGAGCCACAUUAAAGGGAGUUGCUGCUGGGAGCUCCAGCUCAGUGAAAUGGACGGAAGGGCAGAGCAACCACGGCACGGGGUACGAUAGUGAUAACCACACCACUCCCAUCCUCUGUGGUGCCCAGUACAGGAUACACACCCACGGCGUCUUCAGGGGCAUUCAGGACGUGCGGCGAGUGCCCGGAGUAGCCCCGACUCUUGUUCGGUCAGCAUCUGAGACCAGUGAGAAACGCCCCUUCAUGUGUGCUUAUCCGGGCUGCAAUAAGAGAUAUUUUAAGCUGUCUCACUUACAGAUGCACAGCCGGAAGCACACUGGUGAGAAGCCAUACCAGUGUGACUUCAAGGACUGUGAGCGAAGGUUUUCUCGUUCAGACCAGCUCAAAAGACACCAAAGGAGACACACAGGUGUGAAACCAUUCCAGUGUAAAACUUGUCAGCGAAAGUUCUCCCGGUCUGACCAUCUGAAGACCCACACCAGGACUCAUACAGGUGAAAAGCCCUUCAGCUGUCGGUGGCCCAGUUGUCAGAAAAAGUUUGCCCGGUCAGACGAAUUAGUCCGCCAUCACAACAUGCACCAGAGAAACAUAAGCAAACUCCAGCUGGCGCUUUGA
Messenger RNA from Globicephala melas (long-finned pilot whale), 909 nucleotides. RefSeq names its product WT1 transcription factor (gene WT1). Gene Ontology annotation, cellular component: nucleus. Gene Ontology annotation, biological process: negative regulation of cell population proliferation; regulation of transcription by RNA polymerase II; negative regulation of apoptotic process. Gene Ontology annotation, molecular function: RNA polymerase II cis-regulatory region sequence-specific DNA binding; DNA-binding transcription factor activity, RNA polymerase II-specific. Lineage: Eukaryota; Metazoa; Chordata; Mammalia; Artiodactyla; Delphinidae. The record is from RefSeq and is a predicted model, not a curated record.